This is a messenger RNA of Vidua macroura (Pin-tailed whydah), 2483 nucleotides long. Its product is annotated as drebrin-like. The record is from RefSeq and is a predicted model, not a curated record. Gene Ontology annotation, cellular component: site of polarized growth; dendrite; plasma membrane. Gene Ontology annotation, molecular function: actin filament binding. Gene Ontology annotation, biological process: regulation of actin filament polymerization; positive regulation of dendritic spine morphogenesis; positive regulation of axon extension. NCBI's taxonomy places the organism in Eukaryota, Metazoa, Chordata, Aves, Passeriformes, Viduidae.
GCGGCGGCCCCGGGAUCGGGAUCGGCCCCGGGAUCGGGAUCGGCCCCGGGAUCGGGAUGGCGGGGCCGGGGCUGGAGCGGUACCGGCUGGCGCUGCUGGCGGCGCGGGAGGACGUGGGGAACCCCCGGGCUGGGACCGACUGGGCCGUCUUUGGCUAUGAGAAGCACCACGACCUCAAGCUCCUGGAUUCCGGAGCCGGGGGGGCGGAUGAGCUCGCUGGAAAAUUCUCUGUGGGCAGCGUCAUGUACGGGCUGUGCCGGGUCCCCGAUCCUGGCUCUGGCACCCCCAGGAUCGUCCUUAUCAGCUGGGUGGGGGAAAAAGUACCGGAAUCGCAGCGGGCGGCGUGUGCCGGGCACCUGCCGGCCAUCCGGAGCUUCUUCAGGGAGGCCACGGCCGUGAUCAGCGCCCGCCGCCCCGAGGAGGUGACGGCGGAGGGGCUGCGCCGAGUGCUGGCCCAGCUGGAGCCCCCCGCCCCUCGCCCUCCCAGGAGGACCCCCCAGGACACCCCGGAGCUGGUGGGAACCAACUACCGCAAGACCAACCCGGCACUGGAGCUGCAGCGCACCCAGCGCGAUUCCUUCUGGGAGCAGGCUGAGCGCGAGGAGCAGCAGCGGAAGGAGCAGGAGCGGCAGCGGGAGCGGGAGCAGCGGCGGCGCUGGGAGCGGGAGCGCAUGGAGGAGGAGCGGCUGCAGGCGGCCGAGCGGGAGCGGCGGCUGCAGGAGCGGGAGCGGCUCAUCGAGGAGCGGCGGCAGGAGCAGGCGCGGCUGGACGCGGAGGAGCGGAGGAAGGAGCAGGAGCGAUGGGAGCAGCAGCAGCGGGAGCAGGAGGCGGCCGAGCGGGAGCGCGGGGGUCGCACCGGGGUCAGCGGCACGGCGGCCGAAGCCGCCAUCCUGGUCUCCCAGCGCACCCAGAACCCCCGGGAAUUCUUCCGGCAGCGGGAGCGCUCGGGGUCCACGUCCACAUCCCCCCUGCCCGGCAGCACCCCCGGUGCCCGCCGGCCCUUCCUGCGGUACCAGCGCAGCCUGACGGAAUCCGCCUUCAUCUUCCGCCGGCCGGAGCCCCCCCAGACCCCCCCUCCCGCUGUUUCCAGGGGGGCACCGCCCCCCAGCCCCCGCCGGCCGCCGCCGCCUCUGCCCCCCGGCCCCGCGGGGACAGGGACACUCCAGUGUGCCACCACCGGGACCCCCGCCAGCCCCAUGGGGAGGGGCACCCCUCCCUCUGCCACUCAGGGGACGCCCCCCAGCCCAGCCCGAGCAGGGUCCCCCCAUGCCAGCAGUCCUGUGGGGACGGGGACCCCCCAGUGUGCCACCAGCGGCACCCCCGUCAGCCCUGUGGGGACAGGGACCCCACAAUGUGGCACCCUGGGGACCCCCUCCAGCCCGGCCCGAGCAGGGUCCCCCCAUGCCACCAGUCCUGUGGGGACGGGGACCCCCCAGUGUGCCACCACCGGGACUCCCCACAGCCCCUCGGGGACAGGGACCCCUCCCUCUGCCACCCCAGGGAGCCCCCCCAGCCCUGUGGUGACGGCCACCCCCCAGAGUGCCACCACUGGCACCCCCUCCAGCCCCAUGGGAACGGGGACCCCUCCCUCCGCCACCCUGGGGACCCCCAGUUUUGCCACCACCAGGUCAGGGUCCCCCCCUGCCAUGUCUGGGCCCCCUCCCAGCCCCCCCCGGAUGGGGGUCCCCCCUGUCCCCUCUGGGCCGGGGUCUUGUGAAAGCACUUAUGGGGUAGAGCCCCUCCCUCCUUCCAGCACUCCCGGCUUGGGGUCUCCCCCCAGCCCCCCCCGGGAUGAGGAGGGGCCCCACCCGGACACUCCCCCCCUCCCCAGCCCCCCAGCAUGGGAAUCUCUGGGGCCACUGCUUGAGGAUGUCCCCAGCCCGCGGGAGGGGUCCCCAAUACCCCCGGCCGGGCCCCCCCUGCACAGCCCCAGCCCCCCCCGCCCGCUGCAGGACCCCCAGGAUUUGGGGCGCAAUGGAAUCGGGGGGCACGAGUGGGGGGGGGGCUGGGAGGCCCCCUGGGAGCCGGGACCCCCCCACGGGCAGGGGGACGAGCCCAGCGAGAGCCUCGUCCUGCACAAAGCCACGCCAGGCUUUGCGCUGCUGCUGGCCCGGGACGCCCCCCACCCACCGCUUUUGGGGGGCCCCAGCCCCCCCACCGAGGACGAGGACCUCUCCCCCCAUGCUGUGUAGAGGGGGGGGGGACCUCUUUUGAGGGGGGGGGGUACCCCCUAUGGCACCACAGCACCCAGGAUGGACACCCCCCUCCCCCUCACCCCCCCAGCACAGCCUCCACCCCCCACUUGCACCCCAAAAGAGCAGCUUGGGGAGGGGGCAGCACCCCAAGACUCCCCCCCCGCUGGUGGCAGCACAAGAUGGGAGGGCACGGACCCCCCCCCCCAACCCGGGCAGAGGGACCCCCACGCCCCCGCCCCUCCCCAAAAUCACACCCAGCAGCUGUUAAAUAAAUUUUAAUGCAAAUUA